ACAACCGUUGUCAAUACUAAUGGUGGACCAACUAAAAUAUUCAACAUGCAGAGUAAUCAUUUAAUGAACACGGUAAUUAUUAACAAGAAGAGAAACAUGUGUUCCAAUUGGCACCCAUUUAUAAUUUGAAGAACGUUUUAUUCAUUUGUUGGCCAUUUGUUUACUUGUACUUCUUAGCUUACACAACCUUUGCAAAUCUCAAUAUGUCCUGCCUUUCUAACUUUCUAUUCUAUCUAAUUUCAACUUAUUUCAAGCUUCCAUAUACUGAUAUACUUUGUUCUUCUAAGAUUCUGUUUAUUAAGAUUUAAUUGUAGGUUAACCUCUUUUUUAGCUGCUAUAGUGAAGCUAUAGCAUGCCUAACUAAUUCUUCAAUACUUAUUAGGGGCCUGGCGCCUAACCUAAUUACAAAGAAUUUCUACUGCUACUCACCUAAUCCUAACCUACUCAUAACUUCAGUAGUCAAUAUUUAAUUUAAUAAUGCCACCAAUAUUUUAAAAGGGGUCUCAAUCCCAAUUCAAAAAUACAGAUUCAAUAUGCAAUUUUUAAGCUCAUUAUGUUUGUAAACUUUGUACAGCAAUUCCAGACUUAUAUAUUUACUUUAGUCUUUAGGGAAGCGUUAUACGCAGUCGGCUGUGCAUAACCCUGAGAGUUAUACGCAGUCGACUGCACAUAACCCUGGGAAUUUAGCCAAAUAAGGUUUAUUACGCUAGUUUGGCCAAUUAAAAAAAAAGUAUUAUGCGUAAUUAGCUGCAUUAUGGUUUGUUUUGAACUAUAACUUUUAAUUUGUUUAACUUAAAAUUUUAAUUAAUAUUGAGUGAUAGUAAUUUUAUUAGUGCUAUUAUUAGUAUUAUUGCUUUUACCUUAUAUAUUAUAAUUAUAAGUCUAAGUAAAAGUCUAAAUUUCUUAGAGUCUAAGACUAAGAAGAUGAUUAUGCCUUAAGGCAGUGGUUUCCAAACGUUUACGUUUGGCAGACCAGUGAAUAAGUUUCGAAAUUUUAUUAGGGACCAGUGCAUGAUUUAUUUUUAUACUUUUAUUUCUAUUUGACAAUAAAUAUUUAUGUUAUGGGGCCCGCAGUGUUAGGCAUGCAGACCGGUGAAGGACCAUGGACCGCCAUUUGGGGACCACUGCCUUAAGGCAUUUCCAUGGUUUAAGUCUAGUUCUGUACUCUGAUUGAUUAGGUUUGUAUAUGUUGCUAUGACAAUGUGGUUGGUUUUAUUGACUAAUUCAGGAAAUACAUUCUAUUUAUUUUUUAAAAAUUAUAUCAUUUAUGAUUUUUUUUUUGGUGACCUAAAUGUAACAGUUUUCAGCUUCCAUGCAAAACUAUAACUGUGUGAAAGUAUUACUUACAGUACCCCCUGCCCCUACAGCUAUCUGCCACAAAAUUAGUUAACAACACAAAAUAUAUAUUAAAAACACAAACAUGUAUUAUGAUAAUUAUAAGUAUAAGAAUAACAUUAUUAACAUUACAUUGGUCAAGUUAAUUCUUAUCGUGUUUUAACAUUUUUUAGCCAAAACAAAAGUAAAACAAUAAGCCUAGCUGGUACUGCUAACACAUAUUAUACAUUCAUAACUGGCCUUUGGGUGGAAUUGAUCGCCAGACCACCAACUUGAAGUUUGCUCAGUUAAUACCAUUCGACCAUCCAGUCACCCUGAUAACGAAGAACCUUUAUCGAUCGAUACUGUAACACAGGAAGUAACCGUUAUAAUUGUCACGUGGCCAACCGAAUAUAGACCUCUUGGGACUUGCCAACUGCGUAUAACUCUCAAGGUUAUACGCACUCUCAGGGUUAUACGCAGUCGACUGUGUAUAAUCACUUCGUUUAUUUUAUACUUGUUGUCAGAUUCAAAUAAGAUCAAAUUACAGAAACUUUUAAUCUUUUAAUUAGCAAGAAUACAUCAAAUUGUAAUCAGUUAUUCAUCAUAGACUAUACCCGGGUUGAGCAAUCUUUAAAUAUUUAACUAAGUGGCCAACUAUACAUUUUUUCACAAUAUUAAUUGUCAUAAAUUUCAUAAUUUUAUAAGAAAAAAACAUUUAAAUCUUAUUUUAAUUAUUUAAUUUUUUUAAAUGUGCAGAACUUAGAAAAAUAAUUAUCAAUAGCAGAAUUUAUUUUGCUCUUCUCUUCAAUUUAUUUCAGGUGAUAUAUACAAAAUGAGUGAACAAGACAGUUCAGAUGAAAUUGAAGAUCAGGAAGUAAAUGAGAAGGAUACUGAAAAAGAAAAGGAUGAAAAUUUUUAUGAAAAAGAAUUAGAUGAUUCUGAAAUAAAAGAUGAUUUGAUUGUGGUUAAUAGAGUUUUGGAAGAAGACACCAAUUUAGAUGAAAAUUUGAAUAGUGAUGAGGAAUAUGGCUUGAACACAAUCAGUGAUGAGGAGGAUUACCAGCCAGCUAUUGCAGCGCUACCUCCUAAAAUCAUCAAGCAGGAAGAAAAUCAAGUUGAAGUUUCAUCCAGUCCAGCAUUCCAGUGUCUAGAUGAGGUUGUUAAUUUUGCAAUUCAAUUAUUAAAUAUGUAUCUCCUAUACUUAACAUAUGUUAUAAGCAUACAAAUUGUUCAAAUAACAAAUCAACAAUAGACAAAAAUGUCAACAAGAUCAUCGUUGAUCUUACUUUCAAGGAAAAUUAUUCUUGCCCAUUGUCCUAUACAAAAAGGUUAAUUUUAAGUGUCUGAAAAGAAAAGAUAAUCGUCAUGGAUAAAUGAGUUAGUUUGUGUCUUUCAGUCAAAAUUACUUUGAGAAUAAUUAAGCCUUUUUUUGUCUUUUGUGCUGUCAUUAUUUUUAAAAUUGGAAUUUAUUCAUCUUAUUUAUUAUUAUGUAAUACUCUGAAGCAGGCCUGCACAACUCAAAAUAUAAGGUGGACUGUAAUACUUUAUGAAAAACUGGGCUGGCCAAAAAAUAACUGGACGGUAGAAAUCUAUUAAAAAAAUAAUAAUAAUAAAAAAUAUUUCGUUGCUUCAAGGGUCACAUAGGGGGUGCAGGCCUGCUCUAAAGAGAAGAUAAAACUAUAUUUAUCAUAUGUAGUAUUUAUAAACUCUUGCAUUAGCAGAUUUUGUUAAAAAAGUUAUACAAAAAGCUUUGUUAAAUCUGAAUAUAGCUUGAUGUAUAGAUUUGAAAUAUUAAAUUUUAGCUAUGAUUUUGAUUUUGUUUUUCAUGAAGUAUUAGAACUUUUUUCUUUUCUUAAUUUAAAAAUAACCAUCUUUCUUUUCAGCUCUUUCAAGAAGGGAAGUUAACUGGCACAAAAGUUGCAUUUCUCAAAGCAAAAUAUACAGAACUCCAUGAAAUUCUGAAAAAGUAAGUUCCACUGUAAGCAACUUUUGUUUUAUUUUAUAUUUAUUCCUAACUUACUCUUAUAUAGCUUGUUGAAUAGUGUUUGGUUGAAGUAGAGAAAUGAACUUAAUGCAUAUUGCAACAAUAAAUAUAAUUCAAAAUGUAUAAUUUUUACUUUCAGAACCAGAGAAAGUGAGGCAAAACUCCUACAAGAUGCAAAAAAAAGUGCAAAUUAUCUAGACAGACAGUUUGAAGAACUUGAAAAAGGGGAUCAUUUUCCUGAGAAUUCCAAUACAGAAGUUUCUAAGAUGAGAGAACAAUUGUUGAAACACAACAAUGAACUAGCACAAGCUGAGGAGAGACAGUACCAGUUAGAAUAUAAAAUUGAGUGGUAUGUGACAUGGGCUACCCUUGCCAGUGCCAUCUUUACAGCAGCGGGGCCGCUGGGCAAACUAAUGCAAUGAGGCCUCCAUCCCUCUUUAUACUCAGGGCUGUGCAAAGGAAGGGGCAGCAGGGCAAAUCACCCCUGGUGCCAACAUCAGGGGAUGCCAAAAGUGUCUUAUGAUAGACCCUUAAUAGUGUUACAUGAUAAAAUCCCAAGUACUUAACAUAAAGAGGGGCUCCGAAAUCAUCUUACUAGUCUUCCCUGGGUGCUGGUUUUCCUCAGCAUGGCUCUCUCAAUAGCCUACUAUUCAAAUAAUUUUUGGAAAAGCAUUAUGGCCCAGGUUGACCCAUGCAUUUUGACCAGUUUCUUUCAGUUAAUCUAAUCAGCAGGGGUACCAUUUCAAGUGGUCAGUGAGAGGUGCAGGGCAUCUGUCAGCACCAAAAUUAGGCAUUUUGAUGCCUAGGGUCAGCUUUGACUUUGCCGUCUGUGUAUAACCAUAAAUUCAUUCUGAUAGUGGAACCCCAUCUUAGUUUCACCCCUGGAAUCUAUAUAAUCCAACUAUGUUCUGGUUCUGGAUCUGCUAGGGUACUUUGCUGAAUCCAUGUACUGGCAUAUGUGCAACGAUUAGGGGUGCGAUGCUGGUAUUUUAAUGGAUGCUAGGGAAGUUUUGAAGCUCUCGAUUGAUGUCAAGUUUACAGCGGUAUUGUCCAGGUGGUUCCAAGCAAUGAUUGUGCGUGGGAAAAAUGAUUGUUUUUAUUGGACUGUAUUACACCGAGGCACAGUGAAGCAUUUACUAUUAUUCCAGAUGUAUUCCAAACUAAAGGAAAAUCAUAAUGUAGUCCAUUCAAAAAAAAUCUUUGUAAUUACUUACAUCCAGCGCUUCUUUAUUACUGUAAUAACUACUAUUUUGCAUUUAUUUAAAACUUAAGUAAGGUUUUUCCAAAAUUUACUGUUUCAAAAAAAGAGAAAAAUUCUGCAUUGUAGAAAAGGUCUAUAGAUUUUGUAUGACUAUUAAAAACAGGUAUUUUUAAAAAUAAAAUGUAUCUAAAUGGUAUAAAAAAGAAGACAGGAAAUAUUUACAAAAGGUGUCAUAUAUUUAUUAAUAUAUGACUUAUCUGUGGGAAGAUAAAGCAGUAUGAAUUUCCAAACAAAGGCUGUAACUUAAAAGGCUUAUUUGAAAUUUUAAACUACUAUAACUUUCUUUAUUUAAAUGACUAAAUAAUGGACUUAUGGCGCCUUUUGUAAGACUCUUUGAUUUUCUCCUCGCCUCUAAAACUAGUAGCAAAAAAUUGAAUUGAUGUGAAAAUCGAACAAUUUGUUUUAAAGAACUGGAGAAACAGCCUUCCCACUGCAUUUUGAAAGCAAAUUAAAUUGCCAAAAAAUUUCAAUAUUCAUUAACAUUAUUGGCAGCAUAAUGCCCCCUAGAAGCAACAUACACCCUAGAGGCCUGAGGCUCAUGCCUUAAGAUGGCACUGAGCCUUUCAGCAUAUUUUGUAAUAGAUUCUAUUUUUAUUUCUAAAUUUAACAAAUCCUGUCCUUGUGAAAAAAAUAUAUAGUUAUUAAAUAUUUAAUCAUUUAAGAAAAAUAUUAUGAUUGAUUUAAUAAUUUUUUUAUUUUCAUAGUCUUGAAGAGGAGAAGAAAAUUGUUCAGCGUGAAUAUAAUAGAUUACCCAAACAAGGAGUAAGUCAAACAUUUGAUCUCAUUAAACAGUUUACUUUACUCAGUCCUUGUGAUUAACAUUUGUGACUGAUCCAUAUGAAAGUAAAUUAGCAACCCAGUCAGUCCGUCAACAAUUAUACAAAAAAUGUUUAAUAAUAUAUUUUUUAAAAAAAAUAGAAAUAAUAAUUUUAAGAAUUUAAACAUAAAGAAUAUUUUGUAAUUUGCUUCAGACAUUAAAUUUCACUUUUAAGGUAAUCCAAAUUUGUGAAUUUUUAUGGAUAAGCUGAUCUAAAAAAGGUAAUUAGUCUCCUUCUUUUGAAUAAGAAUUUCUCUGUGACAUUCUUUCUACAUUUGAUGUUAUCAUUUGACUUUUUAUAGGAAAUUGAGAAAAAAAUGAAAGAGCUCCAAUCUGGCAAUGAAGAACUUCGAAGGGAGGUUUUGCAGCGACAGAAUGAUGCCAAAGACUUGAAGGAAAAUCUGGACACCACAAACCAUCAAAUUGCGAUUGACAAAAAGGAAUUUGAAAAACUAUCUGAAGAGUUGGAGAAACUCAAGGUGAAUAGAAUUUUUAAAAUUGUUUUCUUUUUCUUUGUUUGCACACACAGAUUCAAAUAAUUAAAAUAAGUGAGCUGUCAAUCACUGUUUUCUUUUUCAUUGCUAUUUAUUAUUCUUAAAUAUUACAAAAUAUUUAUUCAAAAUUUUCAUUCAACUUCUUCACAAGAAGCUAUAAUGUUAUUCUUGUUUGCUUCUUGCCUUUUAAAAAUAAAAUACUAUCUUUUCCCAGGCAGAAAUGGUGCAAGUUAACUUUGUCCCUGGACAGUUAAGUAAGGAGGCAGAUAAGAUACUGAGGCAGAAGAAGUGAGUCAAAUUUUUAGUUCUUGCAAAUCUUUGAAGAAGAAAUUUUAUAAGUAAACAAAAAAUGAUGUCAGUUUAAUUGAAAGAUUAUGCCAUUAUCUAUUCAUGGUUGAUUUUUUAGAAUUAACAAAAGAUAAGCCAGCAUGCUGCCCUCUUAAAAGAAACAAAUUAUGUCUGCUUACAUUCUGAACCACACAAUUUUUAGUUAAGUUUUUUUUUUACUUAAAGUGGUUCCUGGUUCCUUUAAGUCUUAAGAAGUGGAUAGAUUUUAUUUAUGUUUUAAAUUAUUAACCACAACCUGCUCUAGAAAAGCACAAUAUUAUGUGUAAUAAAGUCAUAAUUUUAAUUCAAUUGUCAUAUUCUCUUGAUUUUUUUUUCAAAAGAAUUCUUUUAAAUGUUGUUAUAUCUGAUUUCAGUGCCAUUUAUGUGCAACUGGAAGAACUUAAUACAGAGUACCUGGAGUAUGUUGAUCUCAUUAAAAGUUUAGAAAGCCAAGAGAAAUCUCUGAGAGAUGAACACUUUGAAGCUGAAACUAAGUUAAAGAGUGAAAAGGUGUCACUGAACGAGAGAGAAAGGGAACUCAAAAAUGUAGAAAAAGAGUAUGAAUUCGCUAAAGAACGGGAAGUGAUGCUCAAUGGCGACAGGUAGUGCGAAACAAAUUUUAAUGGUGGAAAUUAGAAAAAUAAGUUUAAGAUGAAAUAUUUCAUAACUAUCAUCACUUUAUAUUAAUUAAUUAAUUACAAAGUGUAAUUCACACAUCUGUAUUUUUGAUAAAUCGGUAUAUCUAAAUAGAAGUUAUAAUGGUGGCAUGUUUAAAUUAUGCUAUAGUUAACUUCUAGUUAGCAAUAGCAAGAAAAAGAUGGUGACAUGAUUAAAUUAUAUAUUUUUCUUGCUUCUGCUUACAAAUUUAGAUUAUAUAUAAAUCAAAUAUUCAUCAAAUUUUGAUUGAUUCAAAGAAUCCUUUCAGCAACUUUGCACCAAUUUUUUUAAUCUGUGUAGCAUUUUGCCAACCAAAGAUAUAAACAGUUAAAUGUGAUACAAAAACCAAAUUUUUUGUGGUCUGAUAGUAUAAUAGGUUUGACAAAAGAUUAAGAAGGAUAACUUUGAAAAAAAUACAUAAUGAAUCAAAUAGUAUAAUAGAUUUGACAAGAGAUCAAGAAGGAUAACUUCGAAAAAAAUACAUUUAGAGUUUUAAUUUUAGCUGAUUGCCCUUUGCAUUAAAAAAAAGAAAGCUACGUGAAUUGCAUUUCUGAUUAAUUAAGAGGUUGGGUUUAAAUAAAUAAAAUUAUUAUUUUUCAUAUAACUUGCAUUGGACCUGAUUACUCAUUUUGGUAUUUUCAACCAACUAGAGCAAAUCUUGAUAUGAACCUGCGUCACAUUAUGAUGGAGAGGAAAAACCUUCAUGACAUACACACACGGAAGAUGAAAGAAAAGGAAAGAGAUAUUCGAAAUUUGAAAAAAGCUGAGCUGCAGCUGAAAGUGGCAGAGGAGAACCUGAGUCACACCAAGUCAAUUUAUGAAAAAGUCAAAUCACAAGUGAGAAUAUUUUGUUUUUAUAAUUUACUAUGGGUAGUUAUUUCCCUCAGUCCUCUAGCUACAUCAGGUAGUCUUGUUCAUAGUUAAAUAUCACAAAUCACUCCUCUAGCUAGAUCAGAUAGUUUUGAACAGUGCUAAAUAUCACAAAUCUACAAAAAAUUGUUCAUCCCAUGUCAGGAUAGAUAAUAUUUCAAAAUAGCAAGUUUGGCUUUCCAGAGAAUUUUACUUAGCUGAAGUUAAUUUAGAUUUAUUAAUUAAAUAUUUGCGGAAUAAUGUAUGAAUAAUUUACAAAAUUAAGAUCUUAAUUAUUUUUUAUAAAUUUGCGUCAUUUUUAACAAAUUACAGGUCUUGAGUUUGCCAAAAGAUGAUGGAUCUGUAGUUAAAAAGAGAGAGGAACUUCAAAAGGAAGUGGAACAAGCUAAGAGGGCAUUAGCACAACAGGUACAUUUUAUAAUGUUUUCGGAUUAUCAAGGUGUACAUUUUCAGAACAGGGAUAUUAAUUUAGUCAAAAUUUCACUUACUGCUUUUUAACUAUUUUUUAACAUAUAUUUAUUGAUAAAAAAAUUGUAUUGAAACAAUUAAUUGUCAAGCUUAAUUUUUUUGCUACCAAUUCUAUGUUUAAAUUUUUUUUUUUAACUUAGCUCUAGUUACAAUUUUAUGUCAUUCGCUACUCAGAAUUCCUUGACAGCUGUUGAACAUGUGAAACUUGAGGCCAGUGCACAGGAAGAGCAAAACUUACUGUUCGAACAAAGUGAUCUACGGAUUGAGGUUGUAGAGCUUACCAGGCUUGCAGCCAUCAAGGUAGGUGGCUGAGACAUUGACAUGACCAGGGAUGAGUUACCUUCAGAUUUAAUACCCCACAAUCCCUUGUGAAUUAAAAUAGGAAAGUGUAAUUGAUGCACAUAUUUCUAAAACAUAUUAUUUUUCUUACUUACUUCUUACUUUUGCCUUUUUAUAUUGUCUUCUGGUAUUCUUAGCCCUUCCAUCUGUGUUAUGGACUCAUCAAAGGAUUUAAAUAGCUCAUUUGUCUGUUUAUUCAGCAUACUUUGUAAGAGUAAUUUUUAAAAAAAAUAAUUAAUGAACAUAGGUAAGUUUCAGUUACAGACAUGAGGAAUAUUUAUUCAUUCAUGUUAAUUUUUAAAUUGUUUUUGUGGUCACUUUGUGUCUUCAAGGCAGAUGAAAGGGAACAGAAAGCCAGAGAUUUCAUGAGAGCAGAGAUGAAAUACCACAGAGCAGUUGAGGACCUAAAAACAAAGCAGUUACAGAUCCAAGACCACCAGAAGAAACAUCAGGAGAUGCUCAUCAAGUUAGUGAUUUUACUUAAUAUAGCAUACUUCACUUUAUAUAGCAUUUGAAACAGACUCAUAAAGAUUUAUGUAUUAUUCUCCCGCACUUUUUUUUUAAAACUUGUAUUUACAUUUUUUUUAUUUAGCACAGUGACUCAUAGUAAUUUUUUGUGUUAACUUUAUAUGAUAUAAUUAUAAAAUAAUUAACAAAAUUUAGUAGAAUAAGGAAUUAUAAUGAUAAGUUGGACCUUAGUAAAAAUUGAAAUACAUUACAAAAAAAACCUACUUUUUAAAAAAAACUUUAUUUGCUUAUUGAUAAAUCAAUGUUUGUUUUACUACCCAGACUAAAGGAAUUUGCCAAACUCUAUGAUGUGAUCAAGAAUGAGCGCAACAAGUGUGUCAAUUUAAUCCAAACAUCCACACAAAAAUCAGCAGAGAUGAAAGAAAAGAUCAAAAUUUUAAACAAUGAAAUUGAGAUCUUACGCACAGCAGUCAUGCAGAAAGACAAGUAAUUAAAAUUGAUACACUGUAAUCUCUCCAAAAAUAUAAACCCUGUUCUAGGCAAAAAUGUGUGAUCUUUUUUUUUAAAUAAAAUUUUAGUUCUAUUUCUCCUUUCCAUUAUUUUCAAAAUGUUACAGACUACUUACAUUUGUUUAAAAAAAAUAAAAAAUUGCUGUGAUGUGUUACAGAGAUUUACAGAAGCAUCGUCUCAGGAGGAUGAAUGCUAUUGUGAUGCGUGACUCGCUGCGUAAUGAGCUGGCCAAGCAGCAGCGUCUGGAGGAGGAGAUGAAGGAGAAGAGGGAGCAGCAGAAAGUGGACAUGGCUAAGCUGAACCUUUUGAUCAAUCAGGGAGAAGAGCAGAUGGUCAAGCUCAGGAAUAGAUAUGAGAAAAACGUACAGCACAGGAACGAUAGGUGAGAUGCACAGAAGAUUAUGUGAGGGGUGGUUAGAGUAUGAUGGAUGGUUUGAUAGUGAUGGGUUGGUUGUGAUGAAUGGUAAAAUUGCGAUGGUUUAGGUUGGAAUGGAUGGUAGGAUUAUGAAAUUUUGGCUUUGAUAGGUGGUUUGAUAAUGACUUGCAUGCCUAAGAGACAAGGGUUAAAAAAUAAGUAGUGGAGUUGAACUUUGAGGGAUAUUAAUACAUCCAAUCGUAACAUUAAUUGGUAUUUAUAGUAAGAAAAUUGUAAUUUUUAACUCUAAUUAGUGCAGGUAGUUAAUCCUUGCCAGUGACUUCUCAACUUUAACUAAAACUUUAUUUUUUUUAAACUGAAAAACUAUUUGUAUAAAUCUUCAUUAAAAUGCAUCAGAUUUGAGUCAAAAACACAGUUUAAUGUAUUUAAUUUAAUUUCGUUAACUCAUUUCAGUUGAUUUCAAUGUUCUUAACCUUGUUAAGAGUCAAACGUAUGUUUUAUAUAAAAAAGCCAAUGUAAAUAAUGAAUAUUAGUGGAAUUUUUAAAAAUGUUGCUUUUGUUUCUUUAUAAUAGCUGUUGUUUUUGCCCGGCUAGGUGAAUAAAAGAAUGCCACAAAGUUAUUAUUAAUGUAUAUUUAUAAUUAGGUGUAUUUUUUUGUCUUAGGGGUAUUAAGCUGAUAGAGAGAAAUGAAGAGGUUUGUGUGUUCUAUGAACGAGUCAACAUUCAAGGUAAAUAUUACCUUUAAGUGGAUAUAUCUUAAAUAUUUUGAAAUAUAAAUUUUAAGAAAAAAAAUGUUUUAUUCUUUCUUUCUUUUGCUUUUUGAGUGAAAUGACAUUUUUAUUUAUUUUUCAGAGAUCUUAUUGGUUCAUAAAAGCUUAAAGUAGGAAAUCAUAUCAAUGUAUAUAUAUUAUAUCAUUUUUGUUAUGUUCCUCAGAUCAAAUGAUUCGGAAUGGUGAAGUAGAGCUGAACAGUAAGGAAGAAGAAAUUAGAUUCUUACAGCUUCAGCUACAAGAGUUGAAAAGGUCUGGCCAAUUGUUACAUAGGACAUUGCCAGAUAAGCUAAAUCAAGAGAAGGAGUUGGUUACACUUCAAAUACAGGUUAGAAUUCCAUAGUAGAAAAAACAUUGGGAAAUAUUGCACAUUUAGAAUUGUGCAUAUUAAAAGUAUUAUUUGUUGAUUUUGAAAUGAAAUUUUUCAUGGGAAAUAACAGAGCUAAGAACGCACAACUUUACAUUUAUAAUGAAAACUUGCUAACAAUUUAGUUGCUGCCUUACUAAAUACUGGCAAAACCUGACUUCAAAAACUGUAUAUAUAGCCAACUUUCCUUUACAGUAGUCAUUUGUCAGGAUAACAAUUCAAUUCCCUUGGUUUUAUUUUAUUUUAGAACAGCCCUGAUAAAAUGAAUAAAUGUCAAAAUCCAUCACUUAAAGGCACUGAUAAGAUUAUCUCCAGUGUUAUAUAAUAUUGUAUCUCAAUUAAUACCACCAGUUGAUGAUUUGUAAUAUUCUUUCCCUGUUUGUUAUGUUGGCCAACAGCUGGAACAGUGUCAGGAUCGUAUGUUGGAACUGGAAAGAGCUCUAGAAAACCCAUAUGAUGAAUCUCGUGUCAGAUAUUUAACUGGCAAAGAUCCUACUCCCGGGGAAAUACAUGGAAAAGUGGAGGAGGUAGGCAAUGGUUAGAGAUUGUUAAUUAUAACUGACUUUUGUAUUUAUAUUAUACAGAAAUUUUAUAUUAAAGGGAUGUUGUGUUUUCUUGUACGUAAUUAAUUGAAAUUAAGGUUUCAAAGUUAAAGACUUCUUUUUAUUUAAAUCUUUACACUUUAGCUGGAGUUGAGACUUGCAGAAAAAGAAGAACACCUGCUAGAAAAAGAUUUAAUCUUUGAACAAGUUGAACGUUUGGUUGCCAGGAUCAGCAGCAAAGCUCAAGCUGGUAAAGACGACACAUUAAACCUGGCCAAGAGUGUAAGUUGACUUUUGUAGAAAUGAUGUGCUUCGCAGAAAUUUCAGUUCAAGAACAAUUUUUAAUGAAAAUAAACUUUGGGUGGCAAAAUUCAAUUUUGGUUAAAAUCAAGGAUUUGACUUUUUUUAAUAACACUCUCUUAUUAUAAGUAUAUCUUAUGAAGAAAUGUCCUGUAACUUUCUAAAGCUUUGCUACGUUGUUUGAUAUGAGUUACAAAAAUGAAAGAAAGACAUACCAUCAUAAAUAGAUGAAAUAGGGGAUGAAAAGAUUAUGAACAAAUGUCUAAUACCUGAAUAUGAUCAAUUUGCAGUUUUGAAUUGAUAACAAAUUGUCACUUUAAAUUUUAUAUAUCACAAAUAAUCCAUAAAUGGGACUUUCAGAAAGCUCCCCAAUCAUUUACUGAUUCAACAUUUUAUGUUUUUCGUCAUUCAGGUCAAUAAUAUUCAAGCUAAGAUCAAAGAAAUAACACGUAAAAUGAUGGCCAUUGUGUCCGAACUGUCCAUGAACCAGGCACAAGCCAUGAAGCUCCAACAGGAGGUCAAGGAAAGGGAGGCCGAGCUGGAGCAGUGCUACAUACGCAUGGAGAAAGGAGAGGCUCCCUCACAAGAAUUUGAACUGGAGUGGGAAAGGUUCAUCCGAGAUACAGAAAGUAAACUGGAGCAGGCUGAGGCAAGAAGGAUGGUACGUUUCCAAUAUUUAUAUUUUCACAUUACAUAUUGUUACAUUCUCUUUCAUGGCCCCGGCAUGCACUUAGCAGGUGUGCCCCAUCUGCUGGGCAUCUCUGUAGAUAAGAAUUUCUACAUUUUUGUCUGUGGUGUUCCCAACCACUUCAAAUAGUAGUAUUGGGGAAGUGCCUAGCAAGUGCACUGCUGUCUCCAGCGCCUGUUGGCAAUGAUGGCAGCUCGGGUCCCAAAGAGGAUGCAACCUACCAAAGUAGCUCCCCAUAGGACAGUGUUCUGUUCUCAUCUGGGUGAUGAGGCUCUGGUAUUCACAUUUUAGUUUCCAUCAUUGAUCCCCUUUCAUGUUUGGGUUCGGCACAUUCUAGUAAAGUUUAUGGGCCAUGUCCCCUUAUUCCAUAUUUUUAAACCAAAAUUUUUAACCAUUAUUGCCAAAAAAAAGGUCUUUUUAAGCAUGCUUUGACCCUCAACUGGGUUUGGUCAUUGUUCAAUUUGGUUGCUGCUGGGUAGACCCUUACUUCGCUAGCAAGUCAGCUCUUUUUUUUGGGGGUAAUCCCACAUGUUCAAUGAUCCACUGAAAUACCACUCUGCCUCCACUUGACUUUAGGUCUUGUAUUACAUUUACAAUGGCUUAAUCCUUUUUGUGUUGAUUGAUCACCUUCUCACAGCCUUUAAUGCUAGCUGCAAGUCGGUAAAAACUGGAUGGAAACGCUUUUCAUUUAGCAGACUUCUUCAGAGCCAUAAGUAUAGCUUUGAUUUCUGCAUUGAAAUUUGUGCUAUACUUACCACUCAGCCCUGAAAUCUCCUCCGUUUUGAGUACUGUAGGAGUGCACCCUAUUCAGUUUUGUUUGCAUUAGUGAAGCAAGAGCCAUCUGUGUAGACUUUAACCACAGUAACCUCGUGUGCUUCAAUGAUCCUCGAAGGGGCCUUUUGUUGUAAAUCAAGUGGACUCACUUUUGUAACUGUCACAUUUGCCAAUGUCAGAAGUUUCAAAGCAUUCAUAUUGUAACAGCUCCUGGAUCAACUGCAGCUUUUCCCUGUUUCCCGGUAAAGGGUACCUACUCUCAAGUGAGUGGACUGCAUCCAUUAAGGAGGGUCUUUUUAGCCUUGUCCUCAUUCCCCACAAAUCUUGUAAAUGAAAAAAAUGGGCUCUGUUUUCUCCACAUGUCGUCGCCAUCUUUCCACCGCUAUAUAUUUUGACAUAAAAAAAAUAUAAAAAUUCUGCCUUGCUCUGUAUAAGUUUUUAACGUUAAUUUCUUUGAAAAUGUUCUGUCAGAUGUAUUAAACUGUUGCUUGCACCCUUUGAAAUGUAUUGAUCAUUAAUGCUUUCUUCACCUUAAUACUAACAGUAACAAUUUCUUUACUUCAACUGAAAAAAGCUGUUCUUUGUGGAGAUCAAGAGAUAUACCUUUGAGAUCUGGAUUUUUUAAACAGAUCUGAAUCUCUCAUUGCAUUUUUUUGUAAAUAGGUUGUUAACUUUUACACUAUGAGAUUGCUUUUUAAAUUAACUUAAGAAACAGGCAGACAAGUUGCUCAAAAUCAUUUUAAAAUUUAUCAAAAAGAUAAACAUUGUAUAUUAAUUUUUUUCCUAAAACUAGAUGUCAGAAGAAGAGGAGCAAUAUAAACUGGCUGGAGGAGUCUACACAACAGCCGAACCCAGACCCAAUGCCUACAUUCCUGAGGACGAAAUUGAACUGCCUAUUCCCCGACCCUAUGGGUCCCACGCACCUUUCAAACCAACUGAGACCGGCUCAUCUAUGCGACACAUUCGAAAACCGAUCCCCAAGCCAAUUGAAAUAUAACCCCUUUAGUGUGGUUUCAAAGCAAAAUCUGUGAUUGUUCUUAUAAAACAUUAUUACCAGGGUUUACAUCUAAAUUAGAUUUCUAAAUAAAUAAUAAUAAAUUACCUUAGCCCAUUUGUAAGAGAGCUCUGUUUAGCCUCAUUAAAAUCUGUCUCUCUUACACGAAUUACAUUUUGAAAAUGUUCACUGGGCAAAAAGAGAGCUUGAAACUUUUGUAAGUAAAGAGAAACUCGAUUUUAAAAUAAAGUGUGUAUAUGUUUAAAUUUCAAUGAAUGAUACAAUUAUGGCAUGAAUUACUAAAGCAUCAUUGCUAACUUCUUAUCCAAGGAAUUAAAUUCUAAAAGAAUGAUCAGUAAGUCAAGACCAUUUUAAUUUCCAAAUCUCUUUCCAUUAAAGAUAAAACAUUAUUAGGAAAAAUAAAACCAAACAUUUUAGGUAUUUGGUUACGGGGAAAGACUUAAAUUUUAAGUUAAAGAUUUGUAACAUCAGUUUUUUGCGACUUAAUAUGAAUUAAAAACAUUUCAUAUUAUUUAUUUUCAAAUCCUUCAUACAAAAUGUAAAUGUGAUUGCAAUAAAAUGAGAGUUAAUUUGUUACAUUUCUUUUUUCAGUUAGUUUUACUUCUUACCUGAAGUCCGAAAAUCUUUUACCUUCUUUUACAUAAAAAAUGUGGUGUAGAUAGUGGGGUGCGGACCAUCCUGGAUGACAUCAUCUCAGGGGUGACACCAAAUUGAAAAAUUGCAUAUUUACAGAGCAUGCACUGCUCAGUCUAACCAAAUUUCAUAAAGGAUAACUGAUCACAUAAAGUUUUCAAACAUGUAACCAAUCCAAAUGAGUACUCUAUUAAAAGCUCAAGGUUGACGCCUUCAGAAAUGAGGUAACCCUAUAAUUAGGUAAGAAAAACACCAUUUUGAUCAUGAUUCAAUGCUGAUCGAAGUGUUAGAUAACUUUGGUAAGUGACAAGAAGCUAUAUUUAUCUAAAUUUUGAGAAAUAAAGCAUUCCAUUGAUACCAAGUACAAUGUGUACGGCAAUUCUAAGUACAUAAAUCAAAUUGGUAAAAAUAAACAUAUUUUAAAAUGACUAUUUACCCAUUUAUAUGGUUAAAUAAAUAAUAUUAAACAAAAUUUUCUCAUAUCUUUUAAUAAUUAAUAAGAAAAGGAAAGUUUUAAAUAAAGUAAAUUUAAUGUAAAAUGAACUAUAACUUUAUGUUGUUACAGUUCUUAAAUACAUUUACUUCCUGAG
Molecule: messenger RNA, 15567 nt
Organism: Lymnaea stagnalis (great pond snail)
Lineage: Eukaryota; Metazoa; Mollusca; Gastropoda; Lymnaeidae
Source: the annotation of a GenBank genome assembly